AUGGGUUUCGGAUCCAAUUGGUUAAGAUGGAUGGAAGGAACCAUUUUUUCUAGUGACAUGUCCGUUCUCAUCAAUGGAAGCAUCACAAAGGAUUUCAAAGUGGAGAAGGGGUUCCGUCAAGGGGAUCCUUUAUCUCCUUUCUUGUUCGUUUUGGUUACGGAGGUUCUCACGGAUUUGAUGAACAAGGCCAUUUCUAUAGGAAUGGUGGUGGCAGUGGCUGGAAACCACACGGUUUCAGGCUGGCAGUGGGACAAUGCUCUUCUUCUGGCUGACAGCAACAGCAUUAGAGCAACAGGGCAGUGGCUGGAUCUCCUCAAGUUUAUUGCCCACGUAGUCCCAAGGAAUGGUGUUAAGGAUUCUUUCACAUGGCGAAUUGACAAGGAUGAAGUGUUUACGGUAAAAACUUGUUUCUCCUGGUUCUAUGCAAAGCUGUCAGGGCCACCUCUCAAUGAACAUGUCGUAAAAGCUGCAUCUUUUUUGUGGAAUCUUAAUCCUCCUUCAAACUUCUUGUUCUUUGGUUGGAGAAUUAUACAUGACAGGAUUGUCACCAAAGAUAAUUUGCUCAAAAGGGGUAUUUUAAACGCCAAUGAUUCCUUCUGUGUGUUCUGUUUGACAAUAGAGGGAACCUUACUUCAUCUGUUAGGUGACUGUCGAGUGGUGUUAGAUGUUUAG
Vicia villosa (hairy vetch) is the source of this 672-nucleotide messenger RNA. RefSeq lists its product as uncharacterized. Bases 1 to 672 code for a protein of 223 amino acids. The transcript has a single exon. The record is from RefSeq and is a predicted model, not a curated record. Lineage: Eukaryota; Viridiplantae; Streptophyta; Magnoliopsida; Fabales; Fabaceae.